AUGGCGGCAGAUGAUAAAGUUGCCAUCUUAACUGAUGAUGAAGAGGAGCAGAAGAGAAAAUACGUGCUUGCUGAUCCCUUUAACGGUAUUGCCAGGGAACCAGCACCCCCUUCCAAUGAAACACCCUCCUCCACAGAAACAUCUGCUAUCCCUGAGGAGGAAAUAGACUGGAUAGAGAAACACUGUGUUAAAAUAAACAAUGAUCUUCUAAUUUCCAAGGUCUUUUAUUUUUUCUUUUACUCUGCAUAUGGCUCUCUCUACCCACUUUUGCCUGUGUAUUAUAAACAGCUGGGAAUGUCCCCAAGUCAGAGUGGACUGCUAGUAGGUAUUCGAUACUUCAUAGAAUUCUGCAGUGCCCCCUUUUGGGGUGUAGUUGCAGAUCGCUUUAAAAAAGGCAAAAUUGUCCUCCUCUUUUCUCUUUUGUGUUGGGUUCUAUUCAACCUGGGCAUUGGAUUUGUCAAACCUGCUACCUUGAGAUGUGUACCAAAGAUUCCCCCAACAGCUCACCCCACCAAUGCAAGUCACCUGAUAACCAUCCUGCCAAUGAAUUUUUCCAGUAUCUCUUCUCCUAUCACACUUGGCUCCCCAUCACCAAAAACACGUGAGAAAAGGAACCUGCCAUUGAUGUUGGAAACAGAGCCCAAUAUCUCAGAACCUACUAUCUUUUCAGCAGCUCCAAGCAAGAGAAGUGAACCCACUCUGCAGCCUCAGACAGGUGAAAUUACUGACCACAUUAUGGACUUGAUCUUAAGCCCAAGCACAGCAACCCCUGUGCCCCUAGGAAACGUAACCAGAGAGACAACCACUGCUACUGUCACUACUACCAAAUCUUUGCCUUCUGCCCAAGUCACUCUUAUUUAUGAUCAACAAGAAGUCGAAGCUAUAUUCUUGGUUAUCUUGGUAGUUGUCAUAAUAGGAGAAUUUUUUAGUGCCUCUUCAGUCACGAUUGUGGACACUGUAACACUCCAGUAUCUGGGAAAGCACAGAGACCGCUAUGGACUGCAGCGCAUGUGGGGUUCCCUGGGCUGGGGCCUUGCAAUGCUCUCUGUGGGCAUCGGGAUCGACUACACCCACAUAGAAGUGCUCAUUGAUGGCAAGGGCUGUAAGCCCCCUGAGUACCGUAACUAUCAGAUUGUCUUCAUCGUCUUUGGAGUUCUCAUGACCAUGGCCUUGAUUGUCGCUACUCAAUUCCGGUUCCGCUACAACCACUUCAACAACAACGAUACUAAAGGGAAAGAGGUGGAAAUCCCUCAGGUGGAGAGGAACAACUCCACAGAGUCCUCUGAGGAGACACCAACCACCAUCAGCCACUCACAGGCCUUCAACUUUUGGGACUUAAUCAAACUUCUUUGCAGUGUGCAGUAUGGCUCAGUGCUGUUUGUGGCUUGGUUUAUGGGUUUUGGAUAUGGCUUUGUGUUCACCUUCCUCUACUGGCAUUUGGAAGACCUGAAUGGAACUACAACCCUCUUUGGGGUCUGUUCAGUCCUGAGUCAUGUGUCUGAGCUGACAGCUUAUUUUUUUAGUCACAAGCUUAUUGAACUGAUUGGCCACAUCAGGGUUCUGUACAUUGGCCUGGCAUGCAAUACGGCUCGCUAUAUUUAUAUUUCCUACCUGGAAAAUGCCUGGACUGUUCUCCCCAUGGAAGUCCUUCAAGGAGUGACCCAUGCAGCCAUCUGGGCGGCUUGCAUUUCUUACCUCAGUGCGGCGGUUCCCCCUGAGCUGAGGACUUCUGCCCAGGGCAUCCUGCAAGGCCUCCACCUGGGUUUGGGGCGAGGCUGUGGUGCCAUGAUUGGAGGCGUGUUAGUCAAUUAUUUUGGCGCUGCUGCAACCUUCCGAGGGAUUGGCAUGGCCUGCCUGGUAAUCCUCCUGCUCUUUGCCCUGAUCCAGUGGCUGGCAGUGCCAGAUGAGGAAGAAGACAAGACAAUGUUGGCAGAGAGGAUUCCUGUUCCCUCCAGUCCUGUUCCCAUAGCAACCAUCGACUUGGUACAGCAACAGACAGAAGAUGUCAUGCCACGCAUUGAGCCCAGACUUCCACCCAAGAAAACCAAGCACCAGGAAGAACAAGAAGAUGUGAACAAACCAGCCUGGGGAGUCAGCUCUUCUCCCUGGGUGACCUUUAUCUAUGUGCUCUAUCAAAUUAAAGAGAUGAUGCAACUAACAAGAGACAGUCGUGCUUCAGAGAUACAGCCUUUACAGGGGACCAGUGAGAAUCGAGAAUAUUCUUCAGCUGGUGGAGCCCAGCCUGUCCCAUGUGAGACUCAUGCUGACCCAUCCAGAAAUCAGCCAUCCCCUAAAGCAGCCGCAUCUCAGACCCAGCCCAGCCUCACUCCUCGCAGUGUAGACCAGCACGUGGAGGCAAGUCAGGAGCCGCGGGCCCAGCCUGCUGUCGAAGGACACUGA
Messenger RNA from Orycteropus afer afer, 2400 nucleotides. RefSeq names its product major facilitator superfamily domain containing 6 (gene MFSD6). The record is from RefSeq and is a predicted model, not a curated record. Lineage: Eukaryota; Metazoa; Chordata; Mammalia; Tubulidentata; Orycteropodidae. Gene Ontology annotation, biological process: antigen processing and presentation of exogenous peptide antigen via MHC class I. Gene Ontology annotation, cellular component: plasma membrane. Bases 1 to 2400 code for a protein of 799 amino acids. The transcript has 6 exons.